Messenger RNA from Ctenocephalides felis (cat flea), 2214 nucleotides. RefSeq names its product autophagy-related protein 9A-like. The record is from RefSeq and is a predicted model, not a curated record. The annotation marks the transcript as partial. NCBI's taxonomy places the organism in Eukaryota, Metazoa, Arthropoda, Insecta, Siphonaptera, Pulicidae. Gene Ontology annotation, biological process: protein localization to phagophore assembly site; autophagy of mitochondrion. Gene Ontology annotation, cellular component: autophagosome; phagophore assembly site. The transcript has 4 exons.
GCUGAUUUAUCUAAGCAUAUUAUGUAUGUUGCUCUCGCCAACCUUAUUCUGUGCCCUUUAGUAUUUCUGUGGCAACUAAUGUUUUUAUUUUUCAACUAUGGUGAAAUGAUUAAGCGCGAACCAGGAACUUUAGGUGCUAGAGCCUGGUCACAAUACGCCCGCCUAUACUUGAGACAUUUUAAUGAGUUGGAUCAUGAGUUAAAUGCUAGGUUGACAAGGGCUUACAGACCUGCUGUUAGAUACAUUUCAGCUUUUUCUUCACCAUUAAUGACUGUGAUUGCAAGAAACAUAGCCUUCAUUGCUGGCGGUGUAUUGGCUACUCUUCUAAUAUUAACAGUUUAUGAUGAAGAUGUAUUAGCAGUCGAACAUGUUUUAUCUAUAAUGACAAUACUUGGGGCUGUAGUUGCUACAUGCAGAUUGUUUAUACCUGAUGAAAACUUAGUUUGGUGUCCUGAGCAACUACUAGCAGGUGUUCUAGCACAUGUUCAUUAUUUACCGGCAUCUUGGAGGGGAUACGCACACACUACAUCCGUGAGAGACUCUUUUAGUCAACUAUUUCAAUAUAAAGCUGUGUAUCUAUUUUAUGAGCUCAUCAGUCCACUAACAACACCUUUUAUAUUAUUAUUUUGGCUGCGACCGAAGGCAUUAGACAUAGUAGACUUCUAUCGGAACUUUACAGUUGCUGUUGUUGGAGUCGGAGAUGUAUGCUCAUUUGCACAAAUGGAUGUACGUAAGCAUGGCAAUCCCGAUUGGCAAACAAGCUCUCCAAAUGAGUCUCAAGUAGAUUAUGGAGGCCAUGCAAAACCCACAGUGAAUCAGUAUACUCAAGGAGAGCAUGGAAAAACUGAAUUGUCGUUAUUGCAUUUUGCUCUUACGAACCCAGAUUGGGCAAUGCCUCAUGAAGCACACAGAUUUGUUAGUGGCUUGAGACGAGGAGCUAUGCAUGAACUAAGAAAUGUUAAUGGUAACCAAGGUACUAUGAAUUUGGGGGCUAUGGGUUUUUCAUUGAAUACUUUAAGUAGUUUAGGUGAAGAAUACGCUUCAAUUGCCAAUUCAAUUUUGGUCUCAAACUAUAAACUGCCAGGAACAAAUAACUUAUAUGCGCCAGGAUUUAAAUUAUCUGAAAUUCAACCUGAUACUUCCAUGGUGACCCCUGCUUUUAAUACAAGCAUGCUGAGACGUGGUUUGAAUAGAGUUGAAGGUAACAUUGGAGGAAAUAGCAGUCUUCUAUUAAACUUACAAUGCAAUAAUAGUUUAGGAGCUUCAGUUUUCGGACAAGGAAACACGAUCUCUAGACCAUUGAGUAAUACUGGUAAUCCAUUAGAAAGUAAUAUUGCUGAUAUGAGUCUUAGUACUUUAUAUUUGCACGAGAUGCACCACAGACAAUUAAAAAGACGUGUUGGUUGGAAUGAGCAAAGACCUUCAAAUAUAUGGUCUCAAUCUCAAAAUUUAAGUUCCGAUAUACAAAAUACUUCAUUGAGGAACCAACCAUCAACUUCGACUCAAAGAACAGUAGAAUGCGAAAAGAUGCCAUUGUUGAGUGCGAAGAAGUCAUAUAUGGAACAAUAUAUCAACAAUAUUAUUGUGAUUGAGUCUGUGGUUAAAGAUAAAACAUUGUUGAGAAUAAUAUAUAGAAGAGAUGCUACUUUAAGAAAAACCGAACUUAACUUUUAUUCAUUCCAACACUUGCUUCUGUCUGGUCCCCCGCAUUUAUGCGUUUGGUGUCCGAAACCGAGGCAUCUAAAGCAGCGGGCUACUUUAACAACUGGGCGAAUGCGACAGUUAACCCACCCAAUUCUUAUGCGGGCCCCAUUUAGGGCUUUGAUUGCAUUAGCCUCGUCUAUCUCACAGAAGGCCGCUCGUUGUCCUCUUGAUGUGACUUUGGUCAAGUUCACUCGUCGUAUUUCCAGUUUUGUCGUAAAGUCCCGAAUGAGUGCUUUGCGAACGUCAUUUUCGGUAGAGACACCAUCAAGGUCAAGAAUCUCUAUCGUCGUCAGCGGCGUCAGUGAUUUCACUGUUCCUAUGUUUUCAGUUGCUGCCCUUAUCGCAGCUGCAAAGGCUGCACUAUCUUCGGACUUGGGACUCAUUUCCAGUAAUACACCUCCAUUUCUUGUCUGUUUGAUGGACUUUAUGUCCACGCCAGUCUCUGUCGGGUUUACUUUUUCUUUGAUCUCCUUAAGGAUGUCAGCGUACGUUCGUCCUUCAGCUGGUUGA